Molecule: messenger RNA, 1735 nt
Organism: Caenorhabditis auriculariae
Lineage: Eukaryota; Metazoa; Nematoda; Chromadorea; Rhabditida; Rhabditidae
Source: the annotation of a GenBank genome assembly
AUGAUGCGAGACAUUCAACGGCGCGUGGAGUGGAUACUGGUCAGUGGAAGAUGGACUCGAGUGUCGGUUAGUAGGUUCUUGAAAAUUGGCAAAAAAACAAAUUUUCAGGUUAUGGGUACUAAUCUAUCCGAAGAAAGCCUUCGGAAAGAUAACAUGGGCGAAAACGAUAACCGAAUCGUUAUAUUAAUGGUCCCAGGUAAAAUUUUCUGCUAGAGAUACGAAUCUACAUAUAGAAAAAAUAAAUAUUCAUUUGAAAUUUUUCAGGAAAUCCCGGAAACGAAGGCUUUUAUGCAGAUUUCGGAAAACGUGUCCUGAGCUGCUUGUUGUCGCGUGAAGAGCGUCUUGGCAAAAGGAAACUCCAGUUUCUUUUCUACACGGUUUCCCAUCUGAAUCACGUCGUGCUGCCGACUGAGCUUCACCAUUCUGGGAAGCAUCGCUGUGACGGUAAGAAGACCGUCGUCUGAGAGGAUUGUGAAGUGUUGGAUUGUAGAGAGAUUCACUCUGGAUGAGCAAGUUCAACACAAACUCGACUUCGUCAAGGAGUUUUUGCCGCGCGGACACCGAGUCUACAUGCUCGGACACAGUAUCGGUUCAUACAUGCUCUUGAGGUGUCUUUUCAAUUGAGUCAAGUAUUAAAUAGAAAAUUUCCGACGACUUUCGAAAAUAUUGACUACAUUGAGAAAUAGUAUAUACAUGUGUACAGUGAUGGGAACCAAACAUUUUUCAAAUAAAUACGUCCAAAAUCUUCAUUCACAGUAAAUGUUUCAUACACUAUUUUGGGUAAUUGUGAUUUCAAAUAAAACAAGGAAAAAUUCAAAAUUAGGGUUUUUCAAUGAAUAUUUCUGUUUGAAAAUCCUUUUUUUCCUAAAUACUUAGUUUGCAAUUUUUGAAUGAUCAUUCAAUAAAAGUUGAUAGAAGAAUCAUAGAAGCGAAUUUUUUUUGGUAUUGAUUUCUGAACUUUAAUGAAAAUAUGUCAAUAAAUAAAUUUUGUUCCAGAAUUCUGCCCUACAUCAAAGAAGACUUCAAUUUGAAAAAAGCGGUUUGUUUGUACCCCACAAUUGAAAAAAUGGCAGAAACGCCAAAUGGAAUUCGCCUCCGAAAAGUUCUUGCAGUGAGUUUUUUAAUUUAUUGUUUUCAAACUGUAAAGAGUUUGCAGACCCUGAACGCCAAUGAUUGGUUGGCCAAAAGCCUGACUUUUUGGCUAGACUUUCUUCCGUCGACGGCAAAAAAGUGGCUCGUCAGCUGGAACCUCACGGGAGAAGGCGUAAGUCCAUUUUUUUUUCUUUUCAAGGACCACGCAAGUCUUCAGGUCCCCGCAGACGUUAUCUCCUCAGCAUCGGAGUUGCUCAAUAUGAAUGUUUUUAGAAACAUUGUUCAUAUGUCAAACGACGAGUUGGAUCAGGUGAUUAGAAUAUUUGAAACAUAAUUAAGACCAUUAUCAUAUUCAUUCUUCUUUCUCAUACAAAGUAAUUUUUAGGUGACUGAACUCGACGAAACUUUGUUGUUCCAUAAAGAGUCCAUUUUCUUUUAUUACGGGAUUCGCGAUGGCUGGUGUCCUUUGGAACUCGGUGAAUUAAAAGUUGAAAAAAGUUGGAACUGAUUUUUUUAAGGGGAAAAAAUGUCGGCCAGAAUGGCAAGGGGCCACGUUAUUGUAGACACUCACAAUUGCGAACAUGCUUUCGUUAUCCGCGACGGAAAAGUGAUGGCCGAGGAAAUGCUUCAGUUCAUUGUCUAA